Molecule: messenger RNA, 6084 nt
Organism: Thunnus maccoyii (southern bluefin tuna)
Lineage: Eukaryota; Metazoa; Chordata; Actinopteri; Scombriformes; Scombridae
Gene: gripap1
Product: GRIP1 associated protein 1
Exons: 29
Coding region: 147-2879 (910 amino acids)
Biological process (GO): neurotransmitter receptor transport, endosome to postsynaptic membrane; regulation of neurotransmitter receptor transport, endosome to postsynaptic membrane; regulation of recycling endosome localization within postsynapse
Cellular component (GO): glutamatergic synapse; postsynaptic recycling endosome; extrinsic component of postsynaptic early endosome membrane
Source: RefSeq, a predicted model, not a curated record
ACAGCGUCAGAGUGAGCGCUCUGUGCUCUGUCGGUUCUCGGAAACAGCGUCAGAGUGAGCGCUCUGUACUCUGUCCGCCUCUGUGCUGCUCUCCUCCUCCAGUAUACUCCGCUAGCUUAGCCUGCUAGCUAGCAGCCCAGGUGAACAUGGCCAUGUCUCAGGCUCUGUCAGAGGAGGAGUUUCAUCGGAUGCAGGCUCAGCUGUUGGAGCUUCGGACUCAGAACUAUCAGCUGUCAGAUGAUCUCAGGAAGAAUUCAGCUGAACUGAAUGCCGUCCGUCAGAAAAAUGCGGUUUUGGAAAGAGAUUUUAUCAAAGCACAGAAGGCUCUGAAUAAGAGCAAGAAAGCUCAGGAGGUGGAUGCGUUGCUGAGUGAGAAUGAGAUGCUUCAGGGGAAACUUCACAGUCAGGAGGAAGACUUCCGGCUACAGAACAGCACGUUGAUGACUGAACUCUCCAAGCUGUGUACGCAGAUCGAGCAGCUCGAAAAGGAAAACCAGGGCCUGAAGGAAGGAGGAGGGGCCUCUGCGUCUAGCCCCGCCCCCAACCCCGCCUCCAGUCCGGUUGAUGGCGAACUGCUCCGCCUCCAGGCUGAAAACUCCACCCUGCAGAAGAAAAUGAGAGCCCUCCAGGAGCGCUAUGACAAGGAGCUGCAGAAACAGGCGGUCGCCCAGGGCAACCAGGGCGCUACCACGGAGACCGACGGGUCAGCCGGCGCCAACGGAGUCUCUGACGUCACAGGGAGAGGGGAGGAGUCAGCAGCAGAGGGAACCAAUGAGAGACUGGAACAGACGGAGGCUCAGCUGGAACACACAGAGAAACAGAUACAUGGCCUGUCAGAGAAGAGCGUAGAGAAGAUUGUAGCUAAGCAGGCAGCGCUAGGCUGGUCGGCUGCUCUCUGUCCAAUAACUCACUGCUUUGGACCAGAGCUGGAGAUGGCACUGAACACCGAGCAGGAGGAGAAGAGGCUGCUGAAGGAGCAGAUCCACAACCUGGAGGCGUCCAAACAGGCUGAAAUCACCAAACUGCAGGAAGAAAUAACAAAGCUGUCUGACAAGUUAAAGAAGAAGCAAGAGAGUUUUCAGCGUCUGCAGGGAGAAAAGGAGGCUCUGUACAACGACAGCAGGACGAAGAUCGAUGAGAUCAACCAGAGGAAGGAAGAGGAGCUGAAGGCCAUGAACAUCCGCAUCCAGAAGCUGCAGUCAGACGUGAUGGCAGCCAAUCAGAUGACAGCAGAGCAGAGAGAGCAACUGCAGAGCAAAGAGAAAGAACAUGAACUGGCUCUGAACACUCUGAAAGCCCAGGUAGCCAGUCAGAGCGCAGUCAGUCAGGAGCAGGUGGACAACAUCCUGCAGGAGAACGAUGCUCUGAGGACUAACCUAGCUGCUCUAGAACAGAUCCAGACGGUGAAGACGCAGGAGAUGAAUCUGUUGCGUGAGCAGCAGGAGGCGCUGACGAUGGAGCUCCAGCAGAGACGAACCGAACAGGAGAGUCUGCUGGCCCAGAGAGACGACCUGGACUCCCAGCUGCAGGAGUCCAGUUUUGCGAACAGGAAGUUGUUGGAGCAGUUAACAGAAGAAGGACAAGAGAAGGAGAAACUGCUGAGAGAGCUGGAUGAGGCCAAGAAGACAGCGGAGAAGAGGAAGGCCAUGUUGGAUGAUAUGGCCAUCCAGCUGAACCAGGAGAAAUCUGACCACAAGGAGGCGCUGUCAGACCUGAAACUGCAGCACGAGAAGGAGGUUCUGGGAGUCAGGGCUCGUUAUGAGAAGGAGCUCAGAGGACUCCAUGAAGACAAGAAUCGUUCUGAGGAGGAGAUCCGACAGCAGCUUAGAGAUGAAAAGGCUCGUACCAAAGAGCUGGAGGGGCUGCAGCAGCGGGUGGAGGAGCUGCAGGCUCAGGUUCAGUCCAUGGAGGGAACCAAAGGAUGGUUUGAGAGACGACUGAAGGAGGCAGAGGAGAACAUUGAGAAGAAUUCUCUGGAACAUCAGGAAGCGAUGGAGCGACUACAGAAGGAACACACACUUCAUCUGGAGGAGAAGCAGUCAGAGAUGGAGGGACUGAAGCAGCAGAUGGUGGAGGUGGAGAAACAGAGGGACGAACACGACGACACCAUCGGAAAACUCAAACAGGAGAUAAAGGACACCGUGGACGGUCAGAGGAUUUUAGAGAAGAAAGGAAGCGCAGCGCUGAAGGAUUUGAAGCGGCAGCUGCAGCUGGAGAGGAAGCGAGCGGACAAACUGCAGGAGAGACUCCAGGAGAUACUGACCAACAGCAAGACCAGGACAGGUCUGGAGGAACUGGUUCUGUCAGAGAUCAACAGUCCCAGUCGGACUCAGCAGACCGGAGACUCGUCCUCCGUCUCGUCCUUCUCCUACAGAGACAUGAUGAAGGAGACCCAGCCGACCAAUCAGAACAAGUCGGGAGGAGGCAGCCCUCAGUCUCAGCGUCCCGCCGAGCUCUCAGACGACGAGGUCGGGGAGUUGUUCCAGCGGCUCGCAGAGGUCCAGCAGGAGAAAUGGAUGCUGGAGGAGAAGGUGAAACAUCUGGAGGUGAGCUGCUCGUCCAUGGCUGAAGACAUCUGCAGGAAGAGCGCCAUCAUAGAGACAUACGUGAUGGACAGCCGCAUAGACGUGUCGGGCAGCGCCGUCGGAGGUCACGGAGGCUCUCAGGGGGAGAGAGGAGGUCUGGGUUCGGUCCUCAGAGAUCUGGUCAAACCGGGAGACGAGAACCUGAGAGAGAUGAACAAGAAGCUGCAGAACAUGUUGGAGGAGCAGCUGACCAAGAACAUGCACCUGCAGAAGGACUUGGAGGUUUUGUCCCAGGAAUUAGUCCGUCUCAGUAAAGAGAACAGUCCUGGAGGUGGUGCGGCCGGGUCAGGAUGAGACUAUCGCCUGGAUCCCGUCCAUCCCCCCCCCCCCCCAGGUAUCAUUCACCUCAACUGGAAAUGGGGGCUGGGCUUGGACUAACACCUGGAACAAACUUCUCUUUCUUUCCCAUUCCUCAAAUCCAUGACCUCAGACCUGCUGCGGGCUCCGACUACUGUCUGGAGUCUUCAUUGUUUCACCACCAGUCUGCCUCCCGGGCUACGACUAAAUGCUGGAACUUUUCCAACUAUUGCUUCUCAGUUACAGGAUGAAUGGAGAAAACAGGGGGAAUGGAAACAUGGAAGAGUUGGGCUCAGCUCAUUACUGUUGCUAUUGAAUGUACUGUAAUUAGACUGCACCACUCAGUUCUUCUACCUGUUGGGUCCUGGCUACGACCUGGAAAAACACACACACUUGUAACAGAUUGUAAAUUUUGCUUUCAUUGUUUCUUUCAGUUAUCAUGUCUGUCUGUUAGUUAGGGGUCCUGUCUAUGUUCUGGAACACUUAUGCUCGGUACAGACAUUAUUUCUCUACGAACUGACUCGUUUUGUCAGUUUCUAUGUGCAGUAACUCUGUUGUGAUCUGGCUACUUCCUGGACUGCCUCUCUGCAACAGAACGACAUACAUCAGCCAAUACCUGGGGUCUGACUAUGUCCUGGAGUCUUAUCUGUGAUUGUAACUGAACUUUUGUUGAGCUUUUAAAAGAUUUAUUCUUCACCUCAAAAAACAGCAGACAACCGUUUGUUUCUGAAGCUUUCAACCACAUGUUCAUGGCCUUCAUCGGUGAGUAGUUUGCUCAGUUGUCAUGGAGACGGUUUAGUUGUUAAAACCUGACCUAAACACCCGAUUUCAGCUCCGAUAACAACUGAGCAAACACCAGUCGCUGUUAAAAGCCAUGAGAAGUGGCUGAAAGCUCUGAGUGAAAAAACAAGUAAGUGAACCUUUUUUUUUUUUUUUUUGUCAAGCUGUAGCUUCACUGGACGAGUUAUAGUCCCGCUGUGUUUCUGGUCGUUGGCAUGUGACUACGUCCUGGACUACGUCAGGUUUCCAGCAAAGCUUCAGUUCGGUCGACACGAUGAAUUUUUCUGACUGAAACGAAGAAGAACAGAGCUGAAAGCUGAAAGCAGGCAAACGUUCAGACGUCUGAAGUGUGAGGAGUCGCUGGUGUUUCUCCUCAAACGUCUCAAUAUGACUGAACUCAGAAGCUCAGGACUCUCCUGGAAGAUCGAACAUGUUUAUGUUCUGACCGGUUUCAAUUAUUUCGACUUUGUUUUCUGAGAAAUCAUGUUUUUCUGUCAAGCGGUGCAGCCAUGAAUACUACGAUACCCAUGAGCCUCAGCUGCAGUUUUAGGCUCGAUGUUUCUUCUCUAAAUGCAUCCUGGGAGUCGUAGUUAACUUCUCUUCUUCGGUCUUUAUGCUCACAGUCUCGUAGCUUCAACUUUUGCUUCCAGAAACACCUGAAAUCUCUCCUCACACUUCACAACUCUCUGAGUAUCUGUCGGCCGUGUCUACGUCAUGGAUCACAAACAUACUGUUCUCACGUUGACAGACUAUUAUUUUUUUCUUCCACUGAUGAAGUCGUAUGAUUGUGUCGGGCCGUGGCUAUGUCCUGGACUGUCAUAGCCGUUUGUCUUACAUGUUGAACCUUCUGUGUCUUUGUACGCGGCUGCUUUGCAUCCCUUCCUUUUAUUUAUUACUUCUCAAACACUCUGGGAUGCAAAAUGGCUUGUUGCAGCUCUUGUUGUUGUGUACGUCUCAUUUUUCCGUGACAGGGAUGUCAAAACAGCUGUUGGUGUGGACUAUUCGCUGCAUUAUAAAACUGUCACAGGUCUCAUGCUUAUAGUACAGUUAGGGCUGUUUGGUUUUUUUUGUAAAUUUUAUGGAAUUAGGGUGAAAUUACACAUGAAGAACUUAUAAAGUAUUACAAAUAACGAAGCUUUAAUUGGAUUUUAAAAAUGAAGAAAGAACCAAAUUUGCAGUUUUGUUUCUGUUGCUCACUGGGACGAUUGUGGACGAGUCAGAAUGAAAGUCAGUAGAAAAUAAAGUUACUAAAAAUAAUCUGUAGAAUCAACAAGCUUUAGCUCUAAUCUUUAGCAAUUACAGCACCAUUUGGCAUCAACCUUCUUGGACGUUUUUGAUAUAAAACGGUUCGAGAACUUUGAUAAUUCACCUUAUUUUUUUAAAAGAAGAAUCUCUAUUGCACUAUUUCGUUUUUUGUGACUGUUUUCAUUCUUUGGAUUAAUAUAAUCAGGACACCAAAUGGUGCAGAGGAAAGACAGGAAACUGUGAGCUUUUUUCUGCGACUGAAGUCUUUAAUUGUUUUGUUCUGUCGGGCUAGGUCUACGUCCUGCUUCAAACAACAUAUCUUAUUACUUUGACUGUAUCUAAAAAUAUGUAACGACAGGAAAUGACACGAUGAGAUAAACACUUCCUGUCGGGUUUGCCUUUUUGUUUCUUGGACUUGUUUGUGUUUUGUGCUACACGGCCCCCCGACUACUUCCUGAGUUUAGAAAGUCUGCUACAGGCGGUGUCUGCUGAAGGGGUCUUGACUACAUCCUGGACUGUAUUGCUUGUAGCACACGUCGUUUUAUGUUAUAACUGCCUGUACAUUUCUGCUUUACUUUUGUUUGUAAGCUGCAAAAAUAAAUAUCAUAUUCAGCCUGACGUUAACACUUUAAAAUCUAAACAAACAAGUGAGAAAAACUCGACUUGUUCACAGCGCAGCGUCUCGUCUCAACAACUUUUAUCUCAUAGAGCUGCAGACCAAACUAUAAAUAUAAUAAUCCAGAUUUAAAUGAUGCAAAAAAAAAGCUGUAAAUGUAAAAUAUAUAUAUUAGCAUGAGAAGUCGCUCCGUACAAUAUAAAGUUUGAAAUUAUCUUUGGUUGUUAAACCUGACGGAGUCUCAUUAACACGACUUUCAGCAAUCAUAAAAUUGCUGAAAGUUCAGAAGACGUUAAAGAAAAUAAAUCUGAGCUGCGCUGAAAACAAAUCCAGAUGUUUUCUCCUUGUUUCAGAGUCUGACUGAGCGGGACGGGUCUAUGUGCUGGGCGGUGACUCGGCCCGUCGCUUUGUUCUGUUUGUAAUGUUGAAAUCUGUAUAUAUAUAUAAACGCUGUGAUAUGACUUUAACUGUAUGAAGAAUCAACUGAUCUAUUUAUGAGACUUAACGAUGAUCGUGACGCUAAUUAUUGUAACUGAUGAAAUAUAAAAUAUUGUCUGGAGA